Messenger RNA from Pantherophis guttatus, 840 nucleotides. It is a transcript of the gene AMELX, whose product is annotated as amelogenin X-linked. Gene Ontology annotation, molecular function: structural constituent of tooth enamel. Gene Ontology annotation, biological process: multicellular organism development; enamel mineralization. Lineage: Eukaryota; Metazoa; Chordata; Lepidosauria; Squamata; Colubridae. The record is from RefSeq and is a predicted model, not a curated record.
GAACUACCAAGGCUUCUGAAGCAAACCAUCCAACAGAAUUAUCAAAGGAUUUUUCAUGAGAAAGAUGGAGAGCUGGACUUUGGUUAUGUGCCUCUUAAGUACUACAUUUGCAAUCCCACUACCACAACAUCCUGGUUAUAUCAAUUUCAGUUAUGAGGUGAUGACACCUUUGAAAUGGUUUCAGAGCAUAAUUGGACACCAGUAUCCACGUUACGGCUAUGAGCCCAUGGGAGGGUGGAUGCACCAUAAUGCAGGACCAAUGAUGCAACCACCUCACUUUCAUGGGGUCCAUGCAAUACACCCAGCUCUCCAUCAAAAGCAGCCACAUCAGCUUCCUCAGAACCCACAAUUGCAGCAACCAGGCCUUAAUGCAUUUGUUCCACUAAAUGGGCAUAAUGCAUUAAUUCCACACUAUCAGCAUCCACUUCAACCACAAGCAGGCGAGCAUCCAAUGCAACCCCUACCACCAGUAAAUCCAAUGAACCCUCAGCAACCAGGGAAUGCCAAUCAGCCCAUGUACCCACUACCUCCCCUUAUCCCAGAUACACCUCUUGAAUCAUGGCCAGCUGACAAAACCAAGAAAGAAGAAGUGGAUUAAACAAUGAAGAUACCAGGAUUAAAGAAGUGAAGAUACCAGAAUAAUGCAAGCAAAGCAAUAAUUUGGAUACUGUUACAUGCUUUCAAGAGUCCAAAGUUUUUCUGCAGUUAGUAAUAAAAGUUUCCAUUAAUCCAGAUUUAUAGAAUUAUAGAUAGAAGCAGAUAAAAGAAGAAAACAAAAAUUGUUCAGUAAUUGUGGAGGUAUGAUUUUUGAGGUAUAACCAAUAAAGUACUAUAGCAUCA